Messenger RNA from Petromyzon marinus (sea lamprey), 1623 nucleotides. NCBI's taxonomy places the organism in Eukaryota, Metazoa, Chordata, Hyperoartia, Petromyzontiformes, Petromyzontidae. The record is from RefSeq and is a predicted model, not a curated record.
AAGGUCAUUUUAUUGACAGCUUUUGACCGAUCCAGUCUCAGUUGGAGAAUAUAAAAGCACUUUGGCCGGUGAACUACCGACAUCGACAGGAGUCAAGACGAACACGACUACCAACCAGGUCGCCCUCAAAUCAGCCGGUAACAAAAGCGAAGAUGACAAUCGGGGAUGGCUUCCCUCUGUUCUACGGCGAGCGUCGCACAGCCGCGAGCGUCGACCUGGAGCAGCUUAUCGUCAUCGUCGUCUUCUGCGUCCUCGCCGUCGCAUUCUUGCUCAUCCUCCCGGGCAUCCGUGGCCGAGCGCGAAUCUACUGGUUCAUUCGAGUGCUCCUCAGCCUGCUGAUCGGAUGCCUCAUAGUCGUGGUGAACUUCCAGACGCACUGGGAGGUCGGCCACGUGGAGACACAGACGGAGUACCGCGUGGCGGAUGGCAGCACCAUCAAGGCGCGCAUCGGACUCGGCGUUUCCCUCCACGGCUUCAACAUCACCCUGCAAGGAACUCCGCGGAAUCAGCUGAACGAGAUGAUCGACUACAACGAGCGCUUCACUUGGCAAUCUGGCAACAUCGAGAGCGACUACCAGCAGGCUCUGCAGAGGGGCCUUCCCGUGCCCAUCCUGCAGCUCGCCGAGACGUUCGGCAGAAACAGCGCCUGUGCCAAAGUGUUCCAGUACGCGCAGGCCGGGGGAUACGCCUCUGCGCUCAUUUGGGUCGCGUUUGUCUGCUGGACCCUCUCCAACUUGCUGUUCGUCAUCGUGCUCCGCUACGGCGGCGCGGCGCUUUUCAUGACCGGCUUCUUUCUGGUGAUGGCGCUCAUCUCCUUCGGCUGCACGCGCCUCGCGCCGGUCUGCCAAACCCGACUGGGACUCGAGAACGUCUCACUGCACACCACUUUUGGAUACAGCUUCUGGCUCACGCUCGCCAACGCCGUGCUCUGCUUGCUGUUGGGAAGCCUGGUGAUUGCUGCUCAUUUCGUGGCUCCGCACAAGCUGGAGGAGUUUUUCUCCAACGAGGAGGACGAGAUGGAGGACCUUGAUGAAAAGAAGCAUAAUCUUGUGGAAUACGCCUACUUGAAUGAGGCGUUUACGAAUAAUGCCCUCGACCCAUCAAAGGCAGACAUCACAGUGGCCGUCACGAUUCCAGAGGCAAUUAACACCCAACUCUAACCAUCCACAUCUGAGUGCAACCGGAAUAUAAACACUUUGUCCACAAACAGUCCAGACAUGCAAGCAACUUUGAAAGAUCUAUCACAGACCCGAAUGAAAAAUGUUACAGAGGAGGAAGAUUUGUGAUGUGCAACACAUUCCACUGUUUGAACGCAUUGUACUGAAACAAACACACUGUCAGUGCAACACACUCCAUUUGACCAUGUGCUUGAUAACAUAUGAGAUUUACAAUCUUUAUAGUUAUAUCAUUAUUCCAUCAAAUUGCACUUGUAUUUUUUUUACAAAUACGUGCAGUUCUAACCUGUCGAUUUUAUUUACAAAUUGUACCAAAUGUAUUAAUGGGUAGAAGUAAAGUAUUUAUAGAAUUCUUUUUAUACGUUAAGUUUUAACCGCUACAUGAAUUGCUUCUCAUGGAAAUAAAUUAAUUUUCUAUGAAAAUGAACAUAUGUAUAUUUAACAAUGU